Molecule: messenger RNA, 1665 nt
Organism: Aspergillus homomorphus CBS 101889
Lineage: Eukaryota; Fungi; Ascomycota; Eurotiomycetes; Eurotiales; Aspergillaceae
Product: MDR family MFS transporter
Exons: 4
Coding region: 1-1665 (554 amino acids)
Biological process (GO): transmembrane transport
Molecular function (GO): transmembrane transporter activity
Source: RefSeq, a predicted model, not a curated record
AUGUCGGCCUCUGCAGCAAAUUCCCCCGGUGUUGGGGAUCGGCCUAGUGGCACCGAGAGAAUCGUGCACGAAACUCCCACCAACGCAAGCGCACCCACACAAUGGUGCCAGAUUACGAUACUGUUGGCGUUGUAUCUGGUGAUGUUUGCAGUUGCCCUGGACAACACGAUCCUUGCUCCGGCCCUCCCCGUCAUCACCGACGAUUUCCACUCCCUCAGCGACAUCGGAUGGUACAGCUCGGUCUAUCUACUGACCAUGUGCGCCACGCAGAUCCUCCACGGUCGGCUCUGUACCAUGUACUCCAUUAAAUGGGUUUAUAUGAUAAAUCUGGUCAUUUUUGAAAUCGGGUCCGUCGUGUCGGCGGCAACUCCCACCUCGGUUGGCUUGAUACUUGGACGGGCUAUCACAGGAAUAGGCGCCGCGGGACUUCUUUCAGGGACCAUCUUACUCAUUGCUGCAAGUAUGUCUUUGCAGCUUCAGGCAACAGCGUUGGGGAUUCUGGGAGGGCUAAAGGGUGCUGCAGCGGUGGCUGGGCCAUUGAUGGGUGGGGCUUUCACAGACAAAGUCUCCUGGCGAUGGUGCUUCUACAUCAACCUUCCUCUCGGCGGAGUCGGCGCUGUGGUCAUUCUUUUCCUCUUCCAUGCGCCCUCUCCUACCUUCCGCCCUGACGCUAUGAAGGGUAGCCCACUGAAACAACGUCUGGCUCAGCUCGAUAUCGAAGGCACCACACUCUUCAGUGCAAGCAUCAUCUGCCUCCUCCUCGCCAUCGAAUGGGGUGGGGCAAAAUGGCCCUGGAGGAACGGACGCAUCAUCGCCCUUUUCGUGAUCUUCGGCGCCACCUUGAUAGUCUUCUGCAUCGUGCAGGGCAGGAAGAAGGAAAUGGCAAUGAUCCCACCUCGGGUAGCUGGGAACCGCAAUGUCUGGAGCUGCGGCCUGUAUAGCGCUAUGCUUGGAGCUGCCUUUUAUAUUCUCGUUUAUUAUCUGCCAAUCUGGUUCCAAGUAAUCAAAGGCGUCUCCGCCGUACGGUCGGGAAUCAUGAACCUCCCCAUGCUCGUAUCGCUGAUCGUCUUUUCCAUUCUCAGCGGUGCCCUAGUCUCCGCCAUGGGAUACUACACUCCCACUAUGAUCGUGGGCUGUAUUCUGGUGCUCAUCGGCGCCGCCCUGAUGACUACCUUCACUCCGGACACCGGGACCGUAAAAUGGGCCGGAUACCAAGUCAUUAUGGGCGCUGGGAUUGGCAUGGGCGCACAGCAAACCGUCCUCGCUAUGCAGGCUUCGCUGCCCCCCAAAGACGUCCCUAUUGGUACAGCGCUGAUGAUUUUCUAUCAGACGCUGGGCGGUGCUGUUUUCCUGAUUGUGGCGCAGAAUGUGUUUCAGCAUGAGCUGGUGAAGAGAUUGACUGCUAGCAAUAUUCCAGGUGUAGAUGUGCGCAGCGUGGCCGCGGCGGGAGCGACAGAGGUUAGGAAACUUGUGCCCGCGAUGUAUUUGAAAGAGGCGUUAAUCGCGUAUAAUGAGGCUGUGGUGCGGACGUUCUAUAUUUCGGUUGCGUUGGCGGGGUUGGCGGUUUUGGCCACGUUUGUGCCGGAGUGGAAGUCGGUUAAGACAGUGGCAAAGGACAGGCAUGAGCAGGGCAGUAUUGAGAGCGGAGGGAAUGAGGUUCUGUAG